UUCAGCCCGACAUUGUCACCUCCUCUUUGAGGGGUUAGAAGAAGCUGGGAUCUCCCGACAGAGCUGGAAAUGGUGAUGAAUGUUUUUUAAUCAAAGGACAAUUUCUUUUCACUGCACUUUGACUAUGGAAGCAGAGGCUAUUGAUGGCUACUUAACAUGUGACAAUGAGCUUUCACCUGAAGGGGAGCACGCCAGUAUGGCCAUUGACCUCACCUCCAGCACACCCAAUGGACAGCACGCCUCACCAAGUCACAUGACUAGCACAAAUUCCGUAAAGCUAGAAAUGCAGAGUGAUGACGAGUGUGACAGGAAACCCCUGAGCCGCGAAGAUGAGAUCAGGGGCCACGAUGAGGGGAGCAGCCUAGAAGAACCCCUAAUUGAGAGCAGCGAGGUGGCUGACAACAGGAAAGUCCAGGAUCUUCCAGGCGAGGGAGGAAUCCGGCUUCCGAAUGGUAAACUGAAAUGUGACGUCUGUGGCAUGGUUUGCAUUGGGCCCAAUGUGCUUAUGGUACAUAAAAGGAGUCACACUGGUGAGCGCCCCUUCCACUGUAACCAGUGCGGAGCUUCUUUCACCCAGAAGGGCAACCUUCUGAGACACAUAAAGUUACACUCUGGAGAGAAGCCGUUCAAAUGUCCUUUUUGUAGCUAUGCUUGUAGAAGAAGGGACGCUCUCACAGGACACCUCAGGACCCACUCCGUGGGUAAGCCUCACAAGUGUAACUACUGUGGACGAAGCUACAAGCAGCGAAGCUCACUGGAGGAGCACAAGGAACGCUGCCACAACUAUCUCCAGAAUGUCAGCAUGGAGGCUGCCGGGCAGGUCAUGAGUCACCAUGUGCCGCCCAUGGAAGAUUGUAAGGAACAAGAGCCUAUUAUGGACAACAAUAUUUCUCUGGUGCCUUUUGAGAGACCUGCUGUCAUAGAGAAGCUCACGGCAAAUAUGGGAAAGCGCAAAAGCUCCACUCCACAGAAGUUUGUGGGGGAAAAGCUGAUGCGAUUCAGCUACCCAGAUAUUCAUUUUGAUAUGAACUUAACGUAUGAGAAGGAGGCUGAGCUGAUGCAGUCUCACAUGAUGGACCAAGCCAUCAACAAUGCAAUCACCUACCUUGGAGCUGAGGCCCUUCACCCUCUGAUGCAGCAUGCACCAAGCACAAUCGCCGAGGUGGCCCCAGUUCUAGGCUCAGCUUAUUCUCAGGUCUAUCAUCCAAGCAGGAUAGAAAGACCCGUUAGCAGGGAGACGUCUGACAGUCACGAAAACAACAUGGAUGGCCCUAUCUCUCUCAUCAGACCAAAGAGUCGACCCCAGGAAAGAGAGGCCUCUCCCAGUAAUAGCUGCCUCGAUUCUACGGACUCAGAAAGCAGCCAUGAUGACCACCAGUCCUACCAAGGAAACCCUGCCUUAAACCCCAAGAGGAAACAAAGCCCACCUUACAUGAAGGAGGAUGUCAAGGCCUUGGAUGCUACCAAGGCCCCCAAGGGCUCUCUGAAGGACAUCUAUAAGGUUUUCAAUGGAGAAGGAGAACAGAUAAGGGCCUUCAAGUGUGAGCACUGCCGAGUCCUUUUCCUGGACCAUGUCAUGUACACCAUUCACAUGGGUUGCCAUGGCUACCGGGACCCACUGGAGUGCAACAUCUGUGGCUACAGAAGCCAGGACCGUUAUGAGUUUUCAUCACACAUUGUUCGAGGGGAGCACACAUUCCACUAGGCCUUUUCAUUCCAAAGGGGACCCCCAUGAAGAACUAACUGCACAGGAAGAGAUACUGCACUUACAGCCCCACCUUCCCUCAGAUGGUGACCUUCUUUCUCCCUAAAUACUGUCACUGUCUAUGAUCCUUAUAUUGUGGACAAAAUGUCAUUUGCUCUGCCUAAUUAUAGUAAGAAAGAAACAUGAGAAAAGGGAUAGGAUGCUCACCGGUAACCUGGCUUGUUUAUUUUGUGGGUGUUUAAAGCAGUCUAUUUCUGCCAUGCGUCCAGAUUAAGGCCUGUCCUGCUUUGGGAAAUCCUUUGGUUCAUAGAGAUUCACCUAAAAUAUUCUGGUUUGCCAUUGAUGUUCAGGAUCGUGAUGGA
Messenger RNA from Arvicola amphibius (Eurasian water vole), 2067 nucleotides. It is a transcript of the gene Ikzf2, whose product is annotated as IKAROS family zinc finger 2. The transcript has 8 exons. The record is from RefSeq and is a predicted model, not a curated record. Lineage: Eukaryota; Metazoa; Chordata; Mammalia; Rodentia; Cricetidae. The coding region runs from base 80 to 1705 and encodes 541 amino acids. Gene Ontology annotation, biological process: regulation of transcription by RNA polymerase II. Gene Ontology annotation, molecular function: RNA polymerase II cis-regulatory region sequence-specific DNA binding; DNA-binding transcription factor activity.